Messenger RNA from Caenorhabditis sp. 36 PRJEB53466, 2879 nucleotides. The record is from the annotation of a GenBank genome assembly. NCBI's taxonomy places the organism in Eukaryota, Metazoa, Nematoda, Chromadorea, Rhabditida, Rhabditidae.
AUGGAUACUUCCGAUAAGUGGGAUGUCAUUUGGUACUUCUCAUCACUGGACUUCAGUGUUGAGCGGAAUUCCGUCUUCCGUCUUCCGUCUGCCGUCUUCCGUCUUCCGUCUUUCGUGGUUUUUUUGGUUCCGUCUUCCGUCUUCCGUCUUCCGUGGAUUUUUUCUUCUUACCGUAAAAGAGUAAUUGCUUUUCAGAAGCCAUUUACUAGCCCCGAAAAACGCGAAUUUCCACGGGCACUGAAUCAGAUCCAAUAUUUUUGUUGUUUAGUUAUUUUUAAUUUUAAAAAAACCGGAGAAAAAGGUUCUGCAUUGACGAUUUUUUUGUUCCGUCUUCCGUCUGCCGUCUUCCGUGAGAAAAAUGUUCUUCCGUCUUCCGUUUUCCGUGUUCCGUGAGAGAAAUUUUCUUCCGUCUUCCGUCUUCCGUCUUCCGUGAGAAAAAUUUUCUUCCGUCUUCCGUCUGCCGUCUUCCAAAUUUCAAAAUUCCAUUUCCGCUCAGCUCUGCUGGACUUGUGAAAUCCCCAGUGACUGACAAAGUUCAAGCCCAUAGUUUGCACGAUUAUCAGUCGUGUUUUAGAGUAUUCACUUUGAAAGUUUCAGACCGAUUGGACACUCGACCAGAUAAUCGGAUCCAAAACACUGCAGUAAAAUCAAAAGUCUCCCUGUGUUCACUUUUCAAUUUCUUAUCACACAAUCAGUGUUUUUUAUCGCGCGCGAUCUUUCGAUAAAUUUAUCAUCAACGCACCCCUCCUUCCUGUGGCUUUGGCUCUUUACCUUAUCGAAAAACAGUUUGUCGAUAUCACCAUGUUUCAUUAUCGAUAAAUGUAUCGAAGAACGCGUUUUUUGGAUAAAGCAAGUUGCGUUCUUGCCCGCGCCGAUCGAUAUUGGCGCUUUUUCGUCUGCGCCUCUGUCGUCAGUGUCUCUUUCUUUCGAAACGUUUAAUCGACGUUUUCUGGCUUUGUUUUUCGGUUUUCCAAUUCCCUAUUCAGAAAUUUCGUGCUGCGCAUUCAAAAAGUACAAUAACACGUUUCUUUGUUAGUUUCAGACGUCAAUUUUACAGCUCAAAAUGGAUCGACACUUGGAUGUUCCGAAACUGAAACCGAUUUGGCAAAGUUUGCCGUUCCAUUUCAAGCAGUCACUUGUCAAAAAGUUGGACUACAAAUCCAGGUGAGCUUAAUAAAUGUUGUCCGAAAAAAAAAACAAAUUGUUGGAACAGUUGAAACAAUUGCAGAAUUCGUCUGGGUCGUUGCUCGACAGCCGAAAGGCACCUCCUGAAUAAAUGUCCGAUUUAUUUGCAUCGUGUGACCGUGCACUGCCCGACAACUGAAAGUUCGCACGCUUCUCUGAAGAUCACCGACGCCGGAUCCAUAAAAAUGAUCGUGAAUGAAGAGUACGAACCGGAGGCGGUGCUCCGCGAUUUCCUCUCGAUUUUCGCUCACCACAAAUCGAUUGUGAAGAAUGUGAAUUUCGAGCAAUGCCUUCGUGAGUUGUCAAACUUCUCUCUCUAACGGUCUAACUAUUUUUAGGCAAAUAUACGAGUCCAGAACCGGCUGGAGUAUCCGAGUUCUUCCAACAACUAAUCGCCGGCUUCGACGCCCUCGGCGCCAAGUUCACGAUCAAAGCGGAGGAGCUGGUGUGGGGGUGUGCGGAGGGUUCGGAGCCCGCGUUCAUCGAGAUUCUCAAGUUUUUCGACGCGAACACUCUGCGAAGACUGCACCUGUUCACCGCCUCGAAACUGUUCGACUGGCACCGAUUGGCGGCGAUGAAACAGUGGCUGAAUCUGUAUGAGAUUCAGUCGGCGGCCGACGGAUUCCCUGUCAGUCUCAUGCUGCCUCUCGACAAGUACAUCGGACUCUACCAGCAUUUGACCACUCCGCAAGCCGCCGCCAUCAUUGAGGUUCGCUCUUUUUGUGUAUUACAUAGGAGGAGAUGUUUCAGGCGGCGCUCAAAAAAAAAGUGGGCAGCCAGUACUCGAUGGUGACGCCGCGGUUCAAAAGCUCUCAACGCACACAGAUUGUCGAACAAUUCGGUGCGGAACUUCACGAGCCGGAGGGGUACGUUGCGUGUAUCUCAAGCCAAUCAACAACUUUCCAAUUGAUCAUUUUAUUCCGAACCCCGUCGUGUUUUUGAGUUAUAGUCUUUUUUCUAGACACGCUCGCGGUCACCAGAGCUGACAAUGGGCGCAAGUGCGCCCCGCCCAAUAGAGCGAAACAUUGGCGCGAAAUUCAAAUUUUAACAGCAAAAUUUGUGUUUUUUGCCAGAUUAGCCACGAAAAACCGAUAAUGUCUCAUUUGUCUCUCGAUAGACCGAUUGUAUAGGCUAUUACGAAUUUCUUCUUUACGAAUUUCAUAUUUAUCCGUUUGAAGGUUUUUCGCUAAAACUGCGUGAAUUUUAGUUGCUUUUCGGUAGUUUUCGCGGUUCGAGCGCUCAAAAAGCUUGUAUUUACGUGAUUCAUCAUUCUCAAAGACCAAUUCUUUCUGAAAACGGUCAAGAAAGCGCAAAAUGAGAAGUGCGGUUAUCAGGCGGCGAAGACGAAAAAGCAAAGUCCGCGAAAAAUGCGCGAAAACGUCAUUAAUUCUGAGAAUUAGUGUGUUUUCAUGUCGAACAAUCAUUUUUCAUCGCCUUUGACCACAAAAAUCAGAAAAAAAAACCUGCUCAAUUCCUGAAAACGCCAUUUGGCCGAGGCCACGCCCAUAUUGUCAGCUCUGGAGACCGUGACGCUAGACAUUUAAAUGUGAUUGAGUGUUUCCAGCGAACAACACAACGGAAUCUACAAAAUCCGGAUUCCAAACUCGGAGAACGUGCUCGUGUUCACGACGUUUGUGCAUUUUCGCGGAAAAGUGUGCCGCUGGGAUAAAAUCGAAUUGCCGAAAGGGCCGUGA